ACCAAUAUGGCGCCCACACGAUUUCCAAAACAUCUCAAACCAAUAGAACCUCAAGGUCAAGUCUUAUUACAACAAGAAAGAAGUAAAGCUAAUUUUGAUAUUAAGCUAUUGACCGAAAAGAUCUAUGGACGUAACUACUUGGAAAAGCACAACAAGAUCUUGUCUAUUCUUAUGAACGAUCCUAUUCUUGGUGACAAGUCUCAUCGCUACUACAGUGGACGUGACAUUCGUUUCAAAAAGGCCAUGGCAGCAGCUAAACGUAUGUCUGAACUAAUCAAGGAAAACAAUUGGACGCCUGAAGAUAUCAAUAUUGCGGAUGUACUUUUUGAUGAAUCCGGUCCUUUCCGGUUACACCGAUCCAUGUUUAUGCCUACUAUUGAAGGUCAAGGUACUGAAGAACAAAAGCGACUCUUUUUGGCUCCUGCGCAACGAUAUGAAAUUAUUGGAUGUUAUGCACAGACAGAACUGGGUCAUGGAUCCAAUGUACGUGGAUUGGAAACUACUGCUACUUAUGAUCCGACUUUGCAAUCAUUUAUUUUCCAUUCUCCAACAUUGACUUCUUCGAAAUGGUGGAUUGGAGGUCUUGGCAAAACAGCAACACAUGCAGUCGUCAUGGCUCGUCUCAUCACCAAUGGUAAAGAUCAUGGACCUCAUCCUUUUAUUGUGCAAAUUCGUGACUUGGCAACGCAUGAACCUCUUCCUGGUAUCACCGUAGGCGAUAUUGGACCUAAGUUUGGAUUUGGUACUGUGGAUAAUGGAUUUAUCAUGUUCGAUCAGCUUCGUGUACCUCAUGUGGCUUUUCUUGCUAGAUUCUCUCAAGUUGACAAAAUAACUGGAGAAUAUAUCAAACCUCCCAAUGACAAACUCUCUUAUGGUACCAUGGUAUUUGUAAGGGCCAACAUUGUUAUGGAAUCUCGUUAUGUUAUUGCUAGAGCAGCUACUGUGGCCAUUCGAUAUUCAGCAAUUCGAUCUCAAGGUUCUGAUACAGCCAAUCCCAAGAAAAUUGUCGAUCAACAAGGGAAGAUCAAAGUGGUGGAAACUCCUGUAUUGGAUUACAUGAUGCAACAAUAUCGACUUCUUCCCAUUCUUGCCCAAGCUUAUGCCUGCCAUUUCACUGGUCAAGCAAUGCAUCGUAUGUAUUAUGAAAAUCAAGCACGAAUGGCGAAGGGUGAUUUCUCUUAUCUCGCUGAUUUGCAUGCAUCCUCCUCUGGUUUGAAAAGUUUAACUACAACGAUGGCGGUGGCUGCUAUUGAAGAAUGUCGUCGUGCUUGUGGUGGUCAUGGUUAUCUUCUUUCAUCUGGAUUAGGGCAAUUUUAUCAAGAUUAUCUACCCAAAGUUACGUGGGAAGGUGAUAAUUAUCUUUUGACACAACAAACCGCUCGAUACCUUCUCAAGACUUUUCGAUCAAUUCAAGCUGGAAAGAACAAUGACAACAAUUUUUCGGUCCAAUAUCUAACGGAAUAUCUUGGGCAACGCCAAAGCCAAUGUUCUGUUGUGGAAGCUGAUGAUUUUACCAAUCCUGAAACGCUUUUAAUGAUCUUCAAAUAUCGAGUGGCGUUUAUGGUUGAACAAGCAGUGCAAGGACUGGAUGUGGAACAUCGAUCAUGGAAUGAUAUGCUUGUGGAAAUCUAUCGUAUUAGUCGCGCACAUUGUCAAUUGAUUAUGGUCUCCAACUUUUUCCAAGGGGUGUUCGACGAUCCUGUAUUUCGAGAUAUUCUUGGUGACCUGGCGAUUCUGUAUGGCUUGACGACCUUGGAACAAGAGGUAGCGGAUGUGUUGACGUCAGGCUAUAUGACACCGGCUCAGUCAUUGUUAUUGAAACAACAAGUGAUUACAAUGUUGAAAAAGGUACGACCCAACGCGGUAGGUUUAGUCGAUGCGUUUGCUUUUCCUGAUUAUCUCCUCAACUCGGCGCUUGGUGAAGCUCAAGGUAAAGUGUAUGAACGACUCACAGAAAUGGCCGAAGCUGAACCUUUGAAUCACCAAUCUGUCGUCGAUGGCUAUGAUGAUUAUUAUCGACCUCUGAUUCAUGCUGGCAAACGAAACUGGACUUUUAUCGAUGGUGUGGCUAAAUUACAAGGUUAUGCUGAUCUUCCAUUACAUGCAAGAUUAUAAUCCUUUCAUAUUAGAUAGAAACUUUAGUAUAGAAUUGGUUUCUUGUAUUUUUUUUUUUAUUUUUAUGAAAUAAAACACUUUGCCACAUUUUGAAAUAUGUUGCUGAUGGAUAAAUGAGUUGACAUGGGUGGG
Halteromyces radiatus is the source of this 2247-nucleotide messenger RNA. RefSeq lists its product as uncharacterized. NCBI's taxonomy places the organism in Eukaryota, Fungi, Mucoromycota, Mucoromycetes, Mucorales, Cunninghamellaceae. Gene Ontology annotation, molecular function: FAD binding; fatty acid binding; acyl-CoA oxidase activity. Gene Ontology annotation, biological process: fatty acid beta-oxidation using acyl-CoA oxidase; lipid homeostasis. The transcript has 5 exons. Gene Ontology annotation, cellular component: peroxisome. The record is from RefSeq and is a predicted model, not a curated record. The coding region runs from base 7 to 2115 and encodes 702 amino acids.